AUGAUUCGGACGUCUCGCCGGAGUUUUUCCUCCAACAGAACGAUCUUCCUUUCGGCUCUCGUUUUGGUUACAUUAACAGCCUCGAUUUUGAGCUUCAUUGAUUCCGGCGAACGCUUUCUCUACAACUCCAUCUCCUGGGAGACAAAAAUUCGUUCCUCUGCUCACAUCCGUCGUCCUAACGGAAUAUCCGUACUUGUCACCGGAGCAGCCGGUUUCAUCGGCACACACGUAUCCCUUGCUUUGAAAUCCCGUGGCGACGGCGUCCUUGGCCUUGACAACUUCGAUAAUUACUACGCCCCAUCGUUGAAGAAAACCCGGCGGGCGUUGCUAGACAUUCACGGCGUGUUCAUCGUCGACGGCGAUAUCAACGACCGCCGCCUCUUAGCCGUCCUCUUUGACACCAUAGCUUUUACCCACGUCAUGCACCUUGCUGCUCAGGUCGGCGUUCAAUACGCCGUCGAGAAUCCAUACGCUUAUGUUCACAGCAACGUCGCCAGUCUUGUCACGCUUCUGGAACGAUGCAAGUCCGCCGAUCCUCAGCCCGCCAUUGUUUGGGCAAGCUCCGGUUCAGUUUAUGGUGUAAACAUAAACAAUAAAGUACCCUUUUCAGAAUCGGACCGGGUCGAUCGACCCGUUUCAAUUUAUGCAUCUACCAAAAGAACCGGAGAAGAAAUCACCCUAACAUACAACCGGGUUUAUGGGUUGUCAAUAACCGGGUUAAGAUUUUUCACUGUUUAUGGCCCAUGGGGAAGGCCCGAUAUGGCUUAUUUUUCGUUUAUUCGAAAUAUUUUACUGGGUAAACCGAUAACAGUAUAUCGGGCCAAGAACCAUACUGACUUGGCCCGAGACUUUAUUUACAUUGAUGAUGUGGUGAAAGGAUGUGUUGCGUCAUUGGAUACCUCGGGUAGGUCGGUCGGGUCGGGUAGGUCGAAAAACAGAACUGCUCCUUAUCGGAUUUUUAAUUUGGGCAAUGCGUCUCCGGUGACUGUACCUACUUUAGUGAGUAUACUUGAGGAAAAUUUAAGGAUGAAGGCAACGACAAAUGUGGUGGAAAUGUCUGAAAAUGGCGAUGAUUUAUUUGCGCAAGCGAAUAUUAGUUUAGCUGAGAAGGAACUCGGGUAUAAACCGACAACUGAUUUGGAAACCGGGUUGAAGGAGUUUGUGAAAUGGUAUUUGUGGUAUUAUGGCAAACCGUUCGUCCAAAACCGCAACGUUUGA
Lactuca virosa is the source of this 1218-nucleotide messenger RNA. The record is from the annotation of a GenBank genome assembly. NCBI's taxonomy places the organism in Eukaryota, Viridiplantae, Streptophyta, Magnoliopsida, Asterales, Asteraceae.